AUGUCCAUUUUGACGUACAGUGGCGGCUCCUGUCUGGCAAUGGCCGGCAAGGAGUGCUUCGUUGUCAUCUCCGACAACCGCCUCGGUGAGCAGCUGAAGACGAUUUCCAUGGAGGUGCCAAAGCUUCACGUAAUCAAUGACGGUACCGUGUUGGGGCUCACUGGUCUUCGCACCGAUCAACAAACCUUCGCCGCGAAGGUUCAUUUCCGCACGGAAAUGUACAAGCUACGUGAGGAACGUGAUAUUGGCGGGAAGGCGUUUGCAGCACUGAUAGCAUCUAUGUUGUACGAGGCCCGCUUUGGCCCCUGGUUUGUGGAGCCGGUGAUCGGCAGCAUCGACAGGAAGACAGGCGAAGUGUAUCUUUGCGCCAUGGACCUCAUUGGAGCCCCGUGCGAACCGGAGGACUAUGUGUGUGCCGGUACCUGCGCUGAGAGUCUUCACGGUAUGUGCGAGGCCUUGUGGCGCCCUGGGUUAGGGCCCGAGGAGUUGUUUGAGGUUGCCGCACAGGCAAUGCUGUCUGCCUGUGACAGGGACUCGCUUUCUGGCUAUGGUGGCGUGGCGGCUAUUGUGACGAGGGACAAAAUAGUCACUCGCCUCAUCAAGGGCCGCAGGGACUAA
Trypanosoma rangeli is the source of this 618-nucleotide messenger RNA. RefSeq names its product proteasome subunit beta 3. Bases 1 to 618 code for a protein of 205 amino acids. Gene Ontology annotation, biological process: proteasome-mediated ubiquitin-dependent protein catabolic process. Lineage: Eukaryota; Euglenozoa; Kinetoplastea; Trypanosomatida; Trypanosomatidae. Gene Ontology annotation, cellular component: proteasome core complex, beta-subunit complex; proteasome core complex. The transcript has a single exon. The record is from RefSeq and is a predicted model, not a curated record.